Messenger RNA from Pyricularia grisea, 2327 nucleotides. RefSeq lists its product as uncharacterized. Lineage: Eukaryota; Fungi; Ascomycota; Sordariomycetes; Magnaporthales; Pyriculariaceae. Gene Ontology annotation, biological process: actin filament organization. Gene Ontology annotation, molecular function: actin filament binding. The transcript is spliced from 6 exons. The record is from RefSeq and is a predicted model, not a curated record. Bases 161 to 2008 code for a protein of 615 amino acids.
UGCAUUGAUGAUAUAUUUUUUUCUCAACUAGAUUUUAGCUGAUCAUAGCUUGCUUACCUGCUUGCGACGUGAAAACCCCUCCGUUCACCUCGCCAGUCGCCAUUGUAACCGAAUCAAUUCAGUACCGAUCCGACCCGAUUCUCGUCAGAGCCCAUUAUCCAUGGCGGGCCGCUUCGUUCGCGCGUCGAAAUAUCGACACAUUUUUGGCAAAUCUACGAGGAAGGAGUUUUGCUACGACAACCUGCACAUUAGCCGCAAUGCUUGGGACACAAACCUCGUCAAGGUCAACCCCGAAUACCUCUCAGUCAACUGGGAGUCCGGCGGCGGCGGCGCCUUUGCCGUGAUCCCACUUAGCGAGAAGGGCAAAGUCCCCGAUCAGAUCCCCCUCUUUCGCGGACACACGGCCGCCGUGCUCGAUACGGACUGGCACCCCUUUAACGACAACGUCAUCGCCUCGGCCUCGGACGAUGGCAAGGUCUUUAUAUGGCAGGUGCCGCAGGGCUUCACGCUACACACCGACGCCGAGGAGCCGACGGACGUGGAGCCCGUGUCGCGGCUGACGGGUCAUUCGCGCAAGGUCGGCCAGGUGCUCUUCAACCCGGCCGCCGAGUCGAUGCUGGCCUCGGCCUCGGGCGACCUGACCAUCAAGCUGUGGGACGUGACGACGGGCCAGGCGCACAUUACGCUAAAGCACCCGGACAUCGUCCAGAGCCUGUCGUGGAACGCCUCGGGCAACCUGCUGGUCACUUCUUCGAGGGACAAGAAGCUGCGCGUGUGGGACGUGCGGCAGGAGAAGCCCGUCCACGAGGCGGCCGGCCACACGGGCGCCAAGAACAGCCGUGUCGUGUGGCUGGGAGAGCACAACCGCUUCGCGACCACGGGAUUCAGCCGAAUGAGCGAGAGGCAGUUGGCGCUUUGGGAGCCUGGAAACACGGAGCCUAUCGGCGGUUUCCAUGUACUUGAUUCCAUCUCGGGAGUCUGCAUGCCCUUCUGGGAUGACGGUUCCAAUUGCUUGUACCUUGCUGGAAAAGGUGAUGGCAAUAUUCGAUACUUUGAGUAUGAGAAUGACAAGUUUGAGUUCCUUUCCGAAUACAAGUCUGCGGAUCCUCAAAGGGGUAUUGCCUUUGUACCUCGCCGUGGCAUUAACGUUCACGAGAACGAGGUUAUGAGGGCCUACAAGACAGUCAACGACGCCUACAUUGAGCCCAUCUCCUUCACCGUACCUCGACGUGCCGAGACAUUCCAGUCUGACAUCUACCCUCCUGCCGUGGGCCUGAAGCCCGCUAUGACAGCGCAGGAGUGGUUGUCGGGUAAAACUGCGUUGCCUUCCAAGAUUGACUUUGAGAGCAUUUACGACGGCAAUGCUCCAGUCGAGGUGCCAGCGGACUACAAGCCCCCUGCCCCUGCCCCGGCACCUGCUGCUACACCGGCUUCGCCCGCCAAUCCUGUUGCGCAGAAGGAGCCCGAGGAAAAGCCCACCGUACGGUCGCCGCCCCCAUCCAUGAGCGAUCAGAAGCAAUCUAUCGCCACCAUGGCGUCCAAGUAUCAAGACAAUGAGGAGAGUGACGACGAGGAGGACGCAAAGAACGCGGCAGAAGAUUCGAGCUUUGAGGAGGUCUCAAGACCAGCACCUCGCGCCGCUUUCCCAGCAUCACAGAGCAAGCCACCCGCGCCCAUCAAGACGGUGUCACCAGUGGCAGCCAAACCUUCCUCCCCUAUCAAAUCCCCGCAAGGCUUUUCGCCAGCGGCAUCCAGAAAUGCAUCAUCUUCGGUCGCUCCGCCAGCUACCAGCAGUGGAGGCGCGGCUUCAUCAUCAGUAGAGGCCUCUCUUGCUCAGAUCACGCAGCUCUUGGAAAAGCAGACCAAGAUCAUCGGUGAACAGAGCGACAAGAUUGGCCACCUGACCAACGAAGUCGAGACCCUGAAGAAGAGGAUCGGUGCAGGGACUCAGGAUCAAAGUGAACGCAUCAGGCAGCUUGAGCUCGAACUCGAGGCUGCCCGAUCGUAAGAAUAUGAAGACCCUCAGCUCGUUUGAGGAAGAACUAAGACGUGCGCAGAGAAUGGAGGAGCCUGGAGAGUCAAGAAAAACAAAGGCUUUCUUUAGCAAGCAGUCAAUUACAUUUGUGAUGCAUCGAUUUCGACAUACCUAGUGCCAUAUAUAAUAUCGAAGUCUGAUGCUGCAGCAUCAUCACGAUGAGUGAGCCAAGUGCGUUGGGAUUUUUAGUCGUAAAAGGAAAUACGCACCCUCAUUUUAUCCGGUUGUCUAUUGUCAUCAAUAUCAAUGCUAGUGUCCAUAGUUGUAUCGCCACGAGGUGCUUUCGUUGCAC